Messenger RNA from Aureococcus anophagefferens, 1109 nucleotides. RefSeq lists its product as hypothetical. The record is from RefSeq and is a predicted model, not a curated record. Gene Ontology annotation, cellular component: chloroplast thylakoid. Lineage: Eukaryota; Pelagophyceae; Pelagomonadales; Pelagomonadaceae. The transcript has 2 exons. Gene Ontology annotation, biological process: proteolysis. Gene Ontology annotation, molecular function: ATP binding; ATP-dependent peptidase activity; metalloendopeptidase activity. The coding region runs from base 407 to 1057 and encodes 216 amino acids.
CAAGCUCUUCGACCACUACGUGGAGAAGCAGCUGAAAGCGGCCGCGGCGCGCGAGCUCUCCGUCGACGCCGGCGGCGCGACGGCCCUCGUGCGCGUCGUCGAGGCGGCGAACGGCACCCUGGCGUGCAAGGCCGUCGCGCCCAAGUGCGCCGCGGGCCACCGCUUCCGGGCGACGCUUCAUAACGACACGCUCGCGACGACGGCCGCGACGGCCGCGGCGCUCGGCUGCCGCCGCGCGCCGCUCCGCGACGGCGCCGACGCGAAGCGCCUCGCCUUCACGGUCGCCCACGCCGGCGCCGCGCCGGAGGCCGACGACGCCGCGCUCCCCGCGGACCUCGCGGGCCUGUCGCCGGGUCUGGUCGGCGCGGACGUGCACGCGGUCGUCAACGAGGCGGCGCUGGGGGCCAUGGCCGACGGCCGCUACGUCGCGACGCGGGCCGACUACCUGCGCGCCGUCGAGGACGUGCUCCUCGGCAAGCCCCUCGAGGACGAUCUGGACGGCGCGCGCGAGUCGCCCGACUGGCGCGUCGCCGUCCACGAGGCGGGCCACGUGCUCGCGUCCUUCGUGCUCGAGGGCGUCGACGACGCGAUCCGCGCGUCCGUGCGGCCGCGGGCCGGCGGCAGCCUCGGCGUCACGCUCCUCGGCGCGGACGACGCGAAAUCCGUGACGCGCGCGCAGCUCCGGGACCGCCUCGUGCUGCUCCUCGCGGGGCGCGCCGCGGAGUCGCACGUCUUCCGGGGCGACGUCUCGUCGGGCCCGAGCGACGACCUCAUGAAGACGGCGGAGCUGGCCAAGGCCAUCGUCGUCAACUUUGGCAUGUCGGACCUCGGCGCCGCCGCGGCCGUCGGCGACGCCGACGACGCGGUCCGCGCGGAGCUCAGGCGCGCGGAGGACGCCGCGCGGGACCUGGUCCGCGACCACGACCGCACGCUGCGAAGCGUCGCGCGGGCCCUCGUGAAGCGGGAGACCCUCGACGGCGCGGCCCUCGGCGCGCUCUUCGCCGAGGACGGCGCGCCGCGCGCGCCGGACAGGGUCGCGAGCGCCGCGGCGGGGUAAGCGCCUGUGUACAUUCGCCAUCAGAGGUGUUUAAAAGUGUGAUAAAUUUGUC